GACUAGUCGUUGGUGUGACUACCUGUGGCUAUCACUCUGGCACUUAUACUCGUAUACGAGGCACAAGUGCCUUUUGAACCGUAGUCGCGUGUCCUGGAGUGACGAGAUAAGAAGGUCGGUUACUCUUCUUGGACUAUUUUUUAACCUCAGCUUUUUUCCGACGCAAAGGAUUUGGUUUUGAACAUUAUCUGAGGAUCUAUCUCAGUGUACACCAGCACAUAUAGCUGAGGUAAUCAGCUGUAGUGCCAUUUUUGUGGUUUUUGCACCUUGAAAGUGGAGAAGUGUCACAACGCACCCGGUGACUUUAAACGCUCCUGUCACACAACAGACGCACCAACUCUGAUUUAAUAUUUUAAAAUACAGCCAUUUAAACUUACGCUAUCAUAGGUGUACUCAGUCAUUUGGACUUAUAUUUAAGACAUUCAAGAAAACAUUAUUUGGGAAAAACGCACUGGAUGAACUUGGAAUAGCUAACUUAAGAAAAAAAGGUAAAGAUUUUUUUUUUUUUUCCGCAUACGAAAGUUUGCAUUCCUACGGGAAAACUACAGAUGAUGGAGCUCCCUGCGGAAACCCGGUGGAAGAUGCAUGCUCAUCAUUCAGCUUUAAUGGGUACCUCAGAUUCGGUGUCUCCACACGCUGGUUUAGGACAUCAUAGUUCGGGAUAUAUGGAGCCAGGUACCCCAUUAUUGCCACCAGACGAGGUGGAUGUAUUUCUCAGUCAUCUGGACUCUCAAGGAUACCCCUAUUAUCACACACAAGGGUCCCACUCUCAUACUCGUGCACGAAUGUCUUACAGUCAAACGCAUGCAGCACGGCUUACGGGUGGCUCAAUGUGUCGAUCUCACCUUAUCCACACUCAAGGUCUUUCUAUCCUGGAAAACAGCAAAUCGACCUUUCCAGUGACCCAGCACCACAGCACGUGGACCGUCAACCACCUGGGCAAAGCAGUUCUUCAUUCAAAAAGUGCCGAGAGCUCAAACGGCCUGUACACGGGUACCGGAGCGCAUGGCCCGGGUUCGAUGUCGUGCCUGUCAAUGAAGCAACACUGCAGCCCUCAGCUCUACUGCCUGCCCACUACUCCACCCAAAGAUGCGUCCUCUGACCCUGCUUGUUCUGUGGUAAGGGACGCUGGGAAGUACCAUCUGCCUCUUGUCGACGGGAUGAAGAUGGAGUGCUCUAGACCAAUCCGUGGCAAUCUGGCACAAACUACAGCUCAUGUACCUUCAUAUUCUGAAUACGCACUAGCUGGAGCGCACGAGUACACAGGCAGUGUGUUUCAUUCCAGAAGUCUGCUUGGGAGCAGCGCGAGCAACAUGACGUCAAAAUACAAAAGUAAAAGCCACGCUUUCUCAGAAGGGCGUGAAUGUGUGAACUGUGGAGCUACAUCAACUCCUCUGUGGCGGAGAGAUGGAUCAGGUCAUUAUCUGUGUAAUGCAUGUGGUCUCUAUCACAAAAUGAAUGGCCAGAACCGACCCCUCAUCAGACCCAAGCGCCAACUGUCCGCAUCUAGACGAGCAGGUACCUGUUGUGCCAACUGCCAGACAGGGACCACCACACUUUGGAGACGUAAUUCCAGUGGGGAACCUGUCUGUAAUGCCUGUGGUCUAUACUACAAACUACAUAAUGUGAACCGUCCACUUACUAUGAAGAAAGAUGGGAUACAGACACGCAAUAGGAAAAUGUCAGGCAAACUUAAGAAGAGGAGAGGAGAACAUUUUCAGCAAUUUAACAGUUGUGUGCAUGAGAAACCAUCCACCUUCAGCCACAUCGCCAACAUGCCCCACCCCUUCAAUAUGACCCAACCAAUCCAAUUACAUCCCGCAUUCAGUCACAGCAGCUUAGUCUCUGCUAUAGGCUGAGAGACACUUGUAGAAGAUCCUAUACUUAAUUAACACAUUAACUGCAUUCUUCAGUUUUAAUGUUCAGGUCAAGGACAUUUUGUUAAUGUUACAGGCUCAAAUGUUCAUUAUGCAAAUCUCAAAAUUCUACUCAUUCUUGAUUUAAAAUGUUGCACUUUAUUUUGUGGUUUCCCAGAUUUAUUUAAAUAUAAUCACAUUUCCAAAAUGUUUAUGCCUCUUCAUGUCAUCUAUAGCACUGCACCUAAUGCAACUGAAUUAGAAGCAGCCCUGCAUUAAAAAAAGGAUAAUAUAAACCUGUCCCUAAACCAUUUGCCAUUAUAUAACUAUAUUUCUUUUUUUUCUAAUUUAUUUUUUCUUUGUUCUUAUUUUCAAGCUUUAAACUAGUAUCAACAUCAAUAUUAUCAAUUAAUAUUUUCUGUACACACAUGCAUUAACACAAACAUUAAUACACUUUUACUGUGUGCUUAUUUUACAUUUUAUUUAAUAAAUGAUUUAAACAGUGUUUUCUGUGCGAGUUCUUGCCUUAUUUGCAAAAACAUUAUCAAAUUGAGAUGUUACAAACAUAUAUAAACAAUCCAAAAGACACGUGUGGCCUUAUACACUCGA
Molecule: messenger RNA, 2465 nt
Organism: Carassius gibelio (silver crucian carp)
Lineage: Eukaryota; Metazoa; Chordata; Actinopteri; Cypriniformes; Cyprinidae
Product: GATA-binding factor 2
Exons: 5
Coding region: 549-1859 (436 amino acids)
Biological process (GO): cell fate commitment; positive regulation of transcription by RNA polymerase II; negative regulation of transcription by RNA polymerase II
Cellular component (GO): nucleus
Molecular function (GO): RNA polymerase II cis-regulatory region sequence-specific DNA binding; DNA-binding transcription factor activity, RNA polymerase II-specific; zinc ion binding
Source: RefSeq, a predicted model, not a curated record